AAAAUAAUUUUAAACUAACAUAUAACAAACGAGUUAUAAAAAAACUCGUUCAAAGUUUUGACUGAUUAUGUAAACAACUAAAUAAUUUAAUGUUUAUUUCUUCCGGCUUGAAUUCUAUCAGCAAUAUCAAUAGAUAGUUUAUGUUAAACAUUCAAACAGUACUUUUUAAUUAUUAAGAUCGUUUAGUUUUAUUAUAAUUGAUUUAUAAAUAAUCCCAAAAGUCUCUAAAAUAUAUAUUUUCUUUUUUAAUUCUUAUGGAAACUAGUGUUGAAACCUUGCCUAAUGAAGAGACAUUAGAGGAAUUAUUUAAAGACAGAUUUACUGCAAAUGAUAGUAAGUAUGUAGAAGUUCAAUCGAGGAAAUUACCUUUACCCCCUGUUGUUCAUCCAUGGAGAGUACCUGGAAGAAUCUUUCAUAAAAAAUGGGACUAUUCAUCUUCUUCACAAGAUCAUGGACGUUCACGACAUGACAGAGAUCACCAUCGAUCUCAUUCCUACCGCGAUCGCUCUGAAGAUGGUGAUCGAAAUAGAAGAGAAAGGGGAGACUCUUCAAAUAGAAACUGGAAUGAAAGAAAUCGUGAUAGAGAAGGUUCAACGAGUCAUAAUCGAGAUGAGAGAACUCAUAAUGAAAGAAAUCGUUAUCGAUAACAAAUAGAGAAUGUCUGUAUAAUUUACUCAGAUUGAGAUUUAGGUCUCUAACCAAUUUCUGUUCUUGAUGAUAAAUAUCAUUUGAAAUAAAGACUCCAAAUAUGCCA
Parasteatoda tepidariorum (common house spider) is the source of this 754-nucleotide messenger RNA. RefSeq lists its product as uncharacterized. Gene Ontology annotation, biological process: RNA 5'-cap (guanine-N7)-methylation. The record is from RefSeq and is a predicted model, not a curated record. NCBI's taxonomy places the organism in Eukaryota, Metazoa, Arthropoda, Arachnida, Araneae, Theridiidae. Gene Ontology annotation, molecular function: RNA binding. Gene Ontology annotation, cellular component: mRNA capping enzyme complex.